Molecule: messenger RNA, 2601 nt
Organism: Oldenlandia corymbosa var. corymbosa
Lineage: Eukaryota; Viridiplantae; Streptophyta; Magnoliopsida; Gentianales; Rubiaceae
Source: the annotation of a GenBank genome assembly
AUGAUUGGUCAAGAUACACAACCAUUCAGUUCUGAAGAUUCUGUCAAGAAAUUUGAGAGCAGGAUGACACCAAACCAUCUCUUCCAACUCAUCACUGAAAUCAAUAAACCAACAGAUCUUGAGGAAGAGCCAGAUGCGGUAGAUUAUCGCGAACUACAAAGGCAGGCUAUCAGAGAUAUGGGAUUUGGCGCCUUGCUAGAUCUCAAAAUCAAGAAUAUUUCAACAGCCUUAUGUAGUUUUCUGGCAAACAAUUUCCAGACUGGUGCGAGACAAGUCUCAUUGAAUGGGAACAAUGUACUGGAUAUCAAACAGGAAGAUGUUGUUGUUGUACUUGAUCUUCCUCGUAGACCCAAACCAGUGGAAGAAUUCAAACAGAAUGAUCCCGCUAUAAUGGACCAUGCUGAGAUGGUGGAUGCAUUCAAGAAAAGAAUGGGAUACAAAAGAUGCCUCCGCCCUUUAGGUAAAACGCAACAGGAACAAGAGCAGCAGCAAGACCAGCAAGACCUCCAGGAUGCACAGAUUUGUGAAUUGUGCGAGAUGGCAUGGAAGCCCGCUGAAAGCAUAUUUGCAACAAUCAUAGAACAGCUGCAACGACAAGUAGCUGACCAACAACAACAACAACAACAACACCAACAAACUGAUGACAACACUGUACAAGCUCCAAUUAAUCCCACAAAUUUUCAAGACAUUGAAAUUGACAAAGCACAGGGACUGGAGCAAUUGAGCCAGACAAAUGAUGAGGCUUCUCUUCCAAUGGGGAAACCCGUGCCUACUUCAAAAGAAGUGGUGGUUGAUGAACAACAAACUCAACCACAAGGGGCACAGGGACUGGAUCAAUUGAGCCAGACAAAUGAUGAGGCUUCUCUUCUAGUGGGGAAAUCCGUGACUUCUUCAAAAGAAGUGGUGGUUGAUGAACAACAAACUCAACCACAAGCACAUGGAACGAAUAUCUCCACAACAGAAAAGAAGAGAUCCUAUCAAGAUUCCACCGGCCGGGAUUCAGGUGUGACAUCCACCUUUACCAAAAGGUCGAGAAGCACUGGUACCAAGAAAAGGAAAGUAUUCAAAGACCCAACUAUCCCACACUUUAACCUGGGUAUCUUCUCCAGUCAGGAAGACAGUUACGAGACAACCCAGGAGAAGAACACUGAGGAAGAUAUCACAGGAAGUUUUGAUUUGGAUAAAGAUGUCAAUGAGACUAUAGAAGCAGAAGAAUAUCCAGUACCAUCUGCACUCGACGAAACAAAGAAUCCCACUCCUUCCAUCGAUGAAAUCAUAAGAAGGGCCAGUGCACCAGCUUCAGAACCAUUAAGUGAUACCAAAAAACUAGAGAUGAUUGCCGCUGCUGCAGAACAAGUUGAGAAGAACUCAAAGGUGGUUGAAGCAAUCCCUUUAAGCAUAAUUCCACCCGAUUGGAAUAUUGCUUCUACCACGGGUGGUCUACUGAUGCUGGAGAAAAAUGAGUGUACCACGCCACCGCCUGCAAUCUCAAAGCUGAUGAGCUUGAUGAAGAGAUCCUCAAUGAAAAACCUAAGAGGAGAAAUCCACCAAGAGUCCACCGGUUGCCCGAACGGUUCAGACAGGACAGCUUUCUAUUCCAUGAGGGAAGGGACAUGGAUAGAAAACAUCAUCAUAGAUGCUUGGGCUGUCAUCCUAAACAAAGAAGAAGCUAAGAGUGACUCCCCAAGACGGAUAUUCUUUGGUGUUUCCUCAUUUUUUCGGUUCUUCCAAAGCUAUGUUGAAUGCGUGUUUCCACGCAUAGAACUGGUCAGUGCUCGGUACACCUUCACAGAUGUUACGCUACCAUCGCAUAAGGACAAAACACCGAAUGCGGAAGAUUAUGGAAUAUACACAAUGCACCACAUGGAGCGGUAUGAUGGUGGUGAGCUUGACUGGGAGCUGAGACAAACAGAGUGGGACAAAUUUCAGGAAACUUUAAAGGAGUUGGAGCAAAGAGUUGAACAAAUACAACAAGGGCUCCAGAAGUUGAAUGAAAUCUCAGAAAGGAAGGAAGAGCAAUUUUCUCAUCAGAAUUUAGUCCUACCAGUGGAGGAGAAGGAGGUAAAGGAAGAACCAAAGGUGGAGAUGCAACCAUCACCAUAUAAGAAACCACCUCCUUAUGUUCCACCUCUGCCAUUCCCACUCAGGGGAGUGACAAAACACACUUCCUCAAGUGGCGUUAAAAACUCUGCCAAGCAGAAAGUUGUGAAACAAGAUUUUAGUAACCCACUUGAUGGGGAGUUGUGUUUAGAGGGACUAUUUGCUGAAGGUGAGCCGUGUUCAAGAUUUCAUGAGACUCUUUCUCCAGAAAGAGAGAUAAUUGACUCGGAGGAUACAACUUUGUUUACGAAUGAAGAAGAGUCAAUUAUCUCCCUUGAUGAGAGUCAUGUGGGCAGAGGUAAGGGUGAAUUCACUUGGGGUGUGCAAAUAGAGUAUAUUGAUUUCGAUCAAUGUCAAACCAAGAAGGACCCCGAGAUGUUGGAAGAGUGGAGCAAGAAAGAUUUUCCUCUAUGUUGGAUGAUUCAAAAGUAUGCUUCCUGGAGGCAUGAUAGGCUAAUUGAUAGCACAUUCUUGUGGUAUCAAGAUGGCUAUUCUGAGUGA